Molecule: messenger RNA, 1027 nt
Organism: Drosophila guanche
Lineage: Eukaryota; Metazoa; Arthropoda; Insecta; Diptera; Drosophilidae
Product: glycine-rich cell wall structural protein 1.0-like
Exons: 4
Coding region: 61-948 (295 amino acids)
Source: RefSeq, a predicted model, not a curated record
AUCCCCGGCGGGGUAGUAGUUAAGUUUGCGAAGCUCUCUCGAGGGAACACAAGCAAAGUCAUGAAAUUGUUUAUCGCGCUCUCCGUUCUGGUGGCCGUGGCCUCGGCCCUGCCACAGUUUGGCGGCGGCAAUGCCAAUGCCAAUGCCAAUGCCAACGCCAACGCCCAGGCUCAAGGAUUUGGAGGCGGCGGCUUCGGCGGACGUCCUGGAGGCGGCUUCGGAGGCGGCGGUUUCGGCGGUCGUCCUGGCGGCGGCUUUGGAGGAGGCCCUGGCUUUGGAGGCGGUCCCGGUGGUGGCGGUGGACGUCCCGGCGGUGGCUUCGGAGGCGGCGGCUUCGGUGGACGUCCCGGCGGUGGCUUCGGAGGCGGUGGCGGUGGCAGUAGUUCCGCAUCCGCAUCGUCCUCGGCUUCUGCUGCCGGUGGUGGUGGUCGUGGCGGCGGCGGCUCCGCAUCCGCAUCUUCCUCUGCCACUGCCGGAGCCGGCGGACGCGGUCGCGGUACUCCGGACACGCAAAGCAUCAUGAAGGUCUUCGUCGCUCUCGCCAUUAUUCUCUCCGUGGCAUCGGCUGCCCCACAGUUCGGUGGUGCCGACGCCAACGCCAGUGCCAGCGCUGCGGCUCAAGGGCAGGGCGGCAACGGCGGUGGAUUCGGAGGACUUGGCGGACGUCCUGGUGCUCAAUUUGGAGCUGGAGGCUUCGGUCGUCCCAACCAGGGUGGAAACGUAGGCUUCGGCGGCCCCAACCGAGGUGGAAACGGUGGCUUCGGUGGUCCAGGAGGCUUUGGCGGUAAUGCCGAUGCUAACGCCAAUGCAGUCGCAAAUGCCGAGGGAAAUGGAUUUGGAGGAGGCAAUGCCAACGCCAACGCCAAUGCCAAUGCCAGUGCCAACACCCGCGGUGGCGGCAACGCCAGUGCCAGUGCCAGCGCCGUGGCCAACGCUGUUGGCAAGUAAUCCAUUAAGACGAUCUGAAUUUCCCAAGUGAUUUUGUUUUUUAAUAUUUACAAAUAAUUACAAAUAUUUAAAAAGAAAA